Molecule: messenger RNA, 900 nt
Organism: Pyricularia grisea
Lineage: Eukaryota; Fungi; Ascomycota; Sordariomycetes; Magnaporthales; Pyriculariaceae
Exons: 3
Coding region: 196-360 (54 amino acids)
Source: RefSeq, a predicted model, not a curated record
GGCGAAUAUAAAACGGGCAUAUCUCCUCCAGGGAAGCGAAGAAGAGGUUCAGGAUUUCUAGUCAAACUCGAAAGCUAUCGUCUCAGUUACAGUCUUCAAUCUAUCAAGCUCCCAUCGCUUAAGAGCCAAAACUUACCCACACUAUUGGAAACCACCAGCCAAAACUUGCUGCUACCAAGAGAAACUAUAGCCAUCAUGGACAAGACUGCAGCAAAACGCAUUGCCAGCAGGGGCAACGAUCCCGCUUUCGCCGAGAGAGCCAAGAGAGCUGCCGCCCGUAACGCUGGUAAAGACAUGAACCCUCCCGCUGGCCAGAGCUCCUCCUCCCAGGAGCCAAAAAAGGAUGAAGACAAGAAAUGAGCUGUGAUUUCGUAGACAGACACAAAGCCUGUCGGGUUGUUGCCAUUCCCAGCGCGAUUUUUGGGAUGUUGAGAUCAUUGAGGGUCUAAAGCCGCAUGUGUUCCUUUUGUCUUGCUUGCUUGGGCUCCGGCCACUUUACAGUCGUUACCAACCAAAUUAGAACCCAAAAUUGCUGCAGCACAUUCUUUUCAGGGGUAUAGGCUUCCGGCUCUCAGAUUGCCAGAGAGACUCGAAUGUGAAGGGUGUUCACCCAACCCAAUCGCACAUCUUCCGAUACUUCACCGUAAGGCGUGUGAGAGUCCAGGAGGCGGUUGAGGAAUAUUGGACCGAGGAGGUGUUUAAGCGCUUAAGACAAGGCAAAAGUGCGCCAAUGGGAACCAUGAUUCAAAAAAUAGGCAUCAACAACAUAGUAGCACAAAGAAGUAGUAGAUUGGCAAUCUUUGUCCAGUCCAGUCUUGCCGGAGAUACCUCCGAGAGAACACAGCAAGGAAGUCAUAAGCGCCGUUGUACAACCAGCAAUCGUACCCGAAAGGAGAAGGG